Cyphellophora attinorum is the source of this 1680-nucleotide messenger RNA. RefSeq names its product Protein FMP42. The transcript has 2 exons. NCBI's taxonomy places the organism in Eukaryota, Fungi, Ascomycota, Eurotiomycetes, Chaetothyriales, Cyphellophoraceae. The coding region runs from base 1 to 1680 and encodes 559 amino acids. The record is from RefSeq and is a predicted model, not a curated record. Gene Ontology annotation, biological process: transmembrane transport. Gene Ontology annotation, cellular component: fungal-type vacuole membrane. Gene Ontology annotation, molecular function: transmembrane transporter activity.
AUGUCGUUGAGUCGCGUGAGUUCGACUGACCACUUUGAGCGAAAUGCGGACAGCUCUGGUAUCGAGCACAGGAGGAUGUCGUUCAAUCCGGUGACAGACUGGAUGCCGCCGAAGCACGACACACCUCCUGAGACUGCAGAGCAUGUGCUGGAAUUCGAGGAUGUGCCAAAGGCGAGGAGAAUUACACAAGUCGUUAUCGCCAUUAUAUAUUGCCUGUUUGCAGCAGGGCCAGUGUUCGGGUAUGCAGCCAUCAAACCCGUCUUGAUCGAUGAAGGCGCCUUCGACGAGCUGUGUACGCCGUCGGAGAUCGAGGAAGGAGUGUCUCCGUGCUACCAGCAAGAGCUUCGCCUCAAUCUCAUGUUCACUAUUGCAGCAGUCUCUACCAAUGUCGCAGCAUUGCCCAUAGGAACCAUACUGGAUCAAUUUGGACCGAGGGUGUGCGGCAUUAUCAGCAGUGUGCUCAUCUUUGCGGGCGCAAUGCUCAUGUCCUUUGCUUCAUCUGUCAAGGCCGACUUGUACACACCUGCAUACUUCCUGCUGGCAUUGGGAGGUCCCUUCGUGUUCAUCUCGUCUUUUCAACUAUCGAACACCUUCCCACACAGGUCGGGAUUGAUCUUGGCUCUUUUGACUGGAGCUUUCGAUUCUUCUUCGGCCCUAUUUCUCCUCUUCCGGAUACUCUACGAGCGCACAGAAGGUUCUCUCAAUACCGAAAAGCUUUUCAAGAUUUACCUGGUAGUGCCAAUCUUCAUCCUCGUUGUGCAGAUCUUUGUGAUGCCGAAGGUAUCCUACAAAUCUGUCAGCGAGAUUGUGAAGGAAGCCGAGGAAGGUGCAAACGCUCCAACGCCUCCAGAGGCUACAGAAGAGCAACAGAUUACGUUCAGAGAACGACGAGAAAGUGCCGUCAGUGAGAUCACCGCCCUUCUGGAGACUCCAGCAAACUCGAAACGAGCGGUUCGUGAGGAGAAGAAAAAUCAUCAGUCAGGCGUAUGGGGAGUUCUGCAUGGUCGGACUGCCUGGGAACAGAUCAAGACUCCCUGGUUCAUCCUCAUUACAUUGUUCACCGUCGUUCAGAUGACACGCAUCAACUACUUCGUUGCGACGGUACGGUCACAGGAAAGGUGGUUGCUGGGAUCCGAAGAGCAGGCACGCAAAGUCAACGAGUUCUUCGAUAUUGCUCUGCCUGUUGGUGGCGUUUUGAGUAUACCUUUCAUUGGAGCGAUUUUGGACAACACAUCAACGCCUUUUGCUCUCGGAUCUCUGGUCCUGGUAGCAACAGUCAUCGGCGUGCUUGGAUGUUUACCGUAUACAUGGGCCGCAAUCGCAAAUAUUGCCUUGUUUGUUCUAUACAGGCCAUUCUACUACACAGCAGUUUCUGAUUAUUCGGCAAAAGUCUUCGGGUUCGUCACAUUCGGAAAAGUAUAUGGAUUGAUCAUUUGCCUAGCUGGGCUUCUGAACUUCCUCCAGAGUCCGUUGGACGCGGUGACUCAUGUGGUGUUCGACUUGAACCCGAUCCCAGUCAACGCAAUCCUGACUGGCACUGCUGUGGUUGUGGGCGGAGCUUUGGUGGCAUUUGUGACUGUGAAGAGUAGGAAAGCGGCACGGCAAGAGCUCGAGGAUGAGGCUGAAAAUGCUACUGAACACCUUAUGCCGAAUGGCAAUGGCCACACCUAUGGAACAUGA